This is a messenger RNA of Pimephales promelas (fathead minnow), 4017 nucleotides long. The record is from RefSeq and is a predicted model, not a curated record. NCBI's taxonomy places the organism in Eukaryota, Metazoa, Chordata, Actinopteri, Cypriniformes, Leuciscidae.
AAUGGUCCAGUUGACAAAAUGUAUAUUGCAUCUGCACAAGCAGCUCCAAUAAUAACAAGAUCUAAAACAGUUCAUCCCAACAGAGACAUGCUGCGCUGUACACCAGCUUGUAAUUAUGGAUCCGACUGGGGUGAUGAGACAAGAGAUGACGACAUGAUCACAAUUGACAAGAUCGGUCCUGAACUUUCUUCACCAGUAAUUAAAAAGGAAGGAUCUGAAUUAAUGACAGAAGAGAGACCAUUCACUCCAGGUGAACGACAAGCCAUUCUCACAGCCUUGCCUCCUCUGAAGAGACAAGAUCCAAACACAGAGUUUUGGCGAGAAUUAGACUCUCUUGUCGAAGCACAUCAAAUGACACUACGAGACAUUCACACCAUUGUGAAAGCUAAAAUCCCAAGAGACAGAUGGGAACGCUUGCCAGCUUCAAUAACAACUGCCCAAUGGAUAGAUUUGUGGGUUGAUGACCAGGGACGACCCCUGGGUCUUUGGCAAGCCUUAGAUGUAUUCCGAAAAGAAAUCCAGGAAAUCUUAGGCAGUGGUAAAAUUCCCUUCACAUUAGUGACAUUGAUUAAGCAAAAGGAUGAUGAAUCUCCAGAUGAGUAUGCUCUACGUAAGUGGAAUGCUUAUGAGAGAUGGGCUCUCUGUGCUAAGAAACAACCUGACAGAGAUGAUGUACAGUUCAUUGACACACUUGUGGAUGGACUUGGCCCAAAAUACCAACAAGCCUUAUCACUUGGAGUCAACCCAGGUGAGACAUUUGACCAAAUCAUGCAAUGGGCUGGCCGUUUGGAGAUGGCUAUGAGGUCAAACAAAGAAGAAGGAAACAAGCCAUACCGAAGAGGAGUGGCGACAGCUCAAUACAACAAAGACACAAAGAAUAAGAUGGUUUUCUGCAGCAAUUGUGGAAAACGUGGACACGUUAGACGAGAUUGCUGGGCUAAAGGAGGUGGAGCAGAAGGUCAAGGUCCAUCAUUUAAACAGGUCAGUACCAAAGACCAUAAUGAAAAUUCUCAAGAGAAGACGUUGACUGAAGCACAAGUCCGUCAGCUCAUUGAGGGAAUUAUGCGUCCGCAAUAGGAAUUAGCGGCCCCCUGUAUUAGUAAGAAAAAAGACAAUCGCCUUUUCGUUAAUGCAUUAAUAGGGGGCCACCCAUGUGAUGUUUUGGUUGACACAGGCGCCUCAAUUUCAAUAACAGAUUUGAACCUACCUACAACAGAUGAAACUAUGGAAGUUGAAGGUGUUGGAGGUGGUAUCACAAAAUUUCGCAAAAGUAUUCAAGUUCCACUGCAAAUACAUGAAGAUGAAGUCUUAUGGACAUCUUUUUGGGUGGGGCCGAAUUCACAAGGAAGCCUAAUUGGCAUGGACAUUCUUCCAUUGUUAAACAUGAUCAUAUUCACUGACAGUCGUCAUAUCGCCACAACUGCUGGGAUAAUACCACACGAAGAUCGCACAUGUAAUCUAAGGUCUGUUGGUACAGCAAAACCAAUUAUCAGGAACUGGACAAAAGAUGGUGUGUGGGGUCUUCUAUGCAGUUUGUAUCCAGAUGUUUGGGCUAAACACAAACUGGAUUGUGGUAAAGCCAACAUUGACCCCAUUGUUAUUGAGGGACCGACACAUGCCCCUCAUAAACAAUACCCUAUCAGACCUGAAGCAAGACAAGCCGUGGAGGAGAUAGUGGCUGACUUGGAAGCUGAAGGUAUCAUCAGACAAACGUCAUCUACCACUAAUAGUCCUGUCUGGCCUGUCAAGAAAUCAGAUAACUCAUGGCGAUUAACCAUUGAUUACACAAGACUUAACAGUGUAACACCAAAACCGCAUCCUAUUGUAGCCAAUCCUGCCACUAUUCUGAAUGAUAUUCCAGGAAAUGCUAAAAUUUUUACGGUACUGGAUGUACUGUCUGCUUUCUGGUCUAUACCUAUAGACAAAAGAUCUCAAGAGAAAUUAGCCUUUACAGUAGGCGCAAAACAAUAUGUUUGGAACAGACUCCCACAAGGUCUUAAUAUUUCUCCUGUUGUAUUUCAUAGAGCUUUGAACCAGUUCUUAACGGAGCAAAAAGCUGAAAUUGAGAAAUCAGGAAGUGUCUGCCUCCAAUAUGUUGAUGACUUGUUGAUUGCAAGCCCAGAUGAAAGAAGCCAUAUAUUUGCUCUGAAUGUUGUCCUACAAGCCCUUAGGAAAGGGGGAUUUAAAGUUAACCCCGACAAAGCACAGCUGGCCAAAUCCAAAGUUAUCUAUUUGGGCCAAGAAAUAUCUAUGGAGGGAAGGAGAAUGACAACAGAGCGUGUAGAAGCAUUACGACAUCUUCCAAAACCUCUAACAGUUACAGGAAUGCGGAAGGUGAUGGGACUUUUCAACUAUUGUCGUCAGUAUAUACCCGAAAAACUGACUUCAGCUCCAGCUUUGGGACUUCCCGAUGGACGAUUGCCGUUUCAUUUGUGGACCAGUGUAGGAGAUGAGACGUAUUCAGCAGUACUGUGUCAAAAACCAGGUGAUCGAUACAGACCAGUUGGAUACUUUUCCACAAAGAUUCCUGUCACUAUGAUUGGGCAACCACGAUGUAUACAAGCUCUCGAUGGUGCCACAUGGGCAGUGGAUGCUGUUGAGAAUCUGAUAGGAGCACAAACUAUCAUAUUGCACACUCCACACAGUAUAGUGACAUUGUUGAACAACACAAACAUCAAAACCAUAACCGAUGCAAGAAGAGCAAAAUGGGAAGCUACUUUGUUGAACAAGGAUUUGAGAGUGGAAAUCAUCAGAGACACGUCUCUUAACCCUGCAACAAUGAUGCUGGAACCACAUGAGGGAAUACCACAUGAGUGUGUAAAACAAGUAGAAGAAGAUAGCCUUGGUCCUGUUAAUCCAAUCCCUCUUGAAAAUCCAGACAAGGAGUUAUGGGUCGAUGGAUCCAGUUACUAUGUUGAUGGAAAAAGACACACUGGAUGGGCUGUAGUGCAAGCUGAUGGAACUGUUGUGAAGAAAGGAGCUCUUCCUGGCAAACUUUCAGCACAAGUAGCUGAGCUUAUAGCACUUACAGAAGCUCUUGAAUUAUCUGAAGGAGAACGAGUCAACAUCUAUACAGAUAGUCGAUAUGCUUUUGGUGUGGUCCAUGACUACCUUGCCCUGUGGAAGAGACGUGGACUCAUCACCAGCAAUGGGAGCGAAAUACAACAUGCUUCCAUAAUUCGUCGCUUAAUUACAGCAUGUCACUUACCUAGAGAAGCAGCCGUGAUCAAAGUAAAAUCACAUCAAUCUGACAAGUCCAAAGAAACUCAAGGAAACACGGCAGCAGAUGCAGCAGCUAGAGAAGCAGCUCUACUCCAUCCUACUCCUGUUACCCUGGUAAAGGAAAAUACCAAGGAUAAUCCUGAGCUCCAUCUUCUGUCAUAUCAAUUGGAGACAGAUGAAGAGAAAGAACAAUGGAUAAAAGCGGGAGCGAAAGAGGAUGAUCAAGGAAUCAGGAGAAUUCCAACAGGACAAGUAGUGAUGCCUAUCGGAACAAGAAGAGAACUAAUGCAGCUGUAUCAUGGAAAAGUGCAUGCUGGAGCAAAAGCAAUGAAAGCUCAAAUCAGUAAAACUUGGUGGUGGCAAAGAAUGAUGAGAGACAUUGAUGAUUAUUGUAGGAGAUGUUUGAUAUGCCUCAAAGCAAAUGUGGGAAAAUCUGUAAAGGUGCGAAUGUCACAUGCACCCAGACCAACAGGUCCGUGGACACAUCUCCAAAUUGAUUUCACAGGACCUUUAUCACCUAGUGGAGGGUAUCAAUAUAUACUUGUAAUCAUGGACAAUAAUAAGAAAGCGCGAGAAGCUCAACAGCAAUGGGAUGAAAAACACACCACUACUGACAUUCCACACAUUCCCGAGAUAGGCAGUUUUGUUAUGAUCAAACGAAUUGCUAGGAAGGGUUUAGAGCCUAGAUUGGAAGGACCUUAUGAGAUACUCUUAACAUACAAGUGUUUGUCUCAAAGGGAAGGGUGUAGGAACAGAUAGAUGGUAUCAUUGGUCACAAGUUAAACCUUGCUUAGU